Molecule: messenger RNA, 1941 nt
Organism: Triticum dicoccoides
Lineage: Eukaryota; Viridiplantae; Streptophyta; Magnoliopsida; Poales; Poaceae
Product: receptor-like protein 53
Exons: 1
Coding region: 289-1692 (467 amino acids)
Molecular function (GO): protein binding
Source: RefSeq, a predicted model, not a curated record
GUGAUAACACAAGAACAUUUUGCCGGCAUGAUGAAUUUAACGUCCAUUGACGUAUCUUAUAAUAGUUUGGAACUCAUUAUUGACUCCCAUUGGGUGCCUCCGUUCAACUUGGACUCCGUUUUCAUCUUGUCAUUUGGGUCCCCAGUUUCCUAAAUGGUUUCGAUGGAUGAAGGGCAUUGUCCACCUUGAUGUUUCCAACACAGGUCUUGUUGGUAGGAUCCCACAUUGGUUUUGGACUAUCUUUUCUGAAGCUAAAUCUUUGGAUACUUACCAGUAAAUCUGGAGUUCAUGUCACUGUUUCGUCUUUCAAUGCAGUCAAAUAUGCUAACUGGUUUGAUUCCCAAGUUACCAAGAACAAUUGUGGUGUUGGACAUAUCCAGAAACUCUUUAAGUGGGUUUGUGUCAGAUUUCCAAGCUCCACAGCUGCAGGUCGCGGUCUUGUUUUCCAAUUCUAUAUCUGGGACUUUGCCAACAUCACUUUGUCGAUUGCCAAAAUUGCGGGUCUUAGAUCUUUCAAACAAUUUACUUUCAAAUGGACUUCCUCCGUGUGGCCGAAAAGAGCUGAAACAACAAAACCCGUCUAACAGCAACAAUUCUUUAAGACCCAAUUCAAUGAGUUCUUUCAGUUUGAAAAUCACUACUCUUCUUCUAAGCAACAACAAUCUUUCAGGUGGCUUUCCUUUGUUCCUACGACAAUGUCCAAGUCUUGUUUUCCUCGAUCUAACUAAAAACAGAUUCACCGGAGAGUUACCUGGAUGGAUUAGUGGUGUCAUGCCUGGUUUGGUUAUGCUACGGUUAAGAUCGAAUAACUUUUCUGGUCACAUCCCAAUUGAAAUAAUGGAACUCCAUGAUGUCCGUAUUCUGGAUCUAUCCAAUAAUAAAUUUUCUGGGGCCAUACCACGAUAUCUGGAAAAGUUAAAAGCUUUGACUGGCAUUGCUAAUAAUAGAACAUUUCAUAAUCCUUUCGAAGAAGGAUACGAAGAAAAGUAUGCAUUCAUGCUUGCCGGGCUAUCUAAUGAUAGCUUUUCGAUGGUGAUAAAAGGGCAAGUACUUGAGUACAGGGAGAAUACUAUAUAUUUGAUGAGUAUUGAUUUAUCUUGCAACCGUUUAACUGGAGAAAUCCCAGAGGAGAUAAGCUCCCUUGCGGGUCUCAUAAGUUUGAAUUUAUCAUCAAACUUUCUGAGUGGAAAUAUCCCGUAUAAGAUUGGUAACCUUCGAUCACUGGAGUCUCUUGACUUGUCAAAGAACAAACUUGGUGGUGAAAUCCCUCAAGGCUUAUCAGAUUUGACAUACUUGAGCUAUCUAAACUUGUCAUACAACAAUCUGUCAGGAAGAAUACCAUCAGGGCAUCAACUCGACAUCCUCAAAACAGAUGAUCCAGCUUCUAUUUACAUUGGUAAUCCGGGUCUAUGUGGACGUCCAAUUCAAAGGCAAUGUCCUGGUCCUUCAGGAGAUCUGCCAAGUAACGGAGAUUCAGCAAGAUGGGUUGAAGAUGACUUGUCUCCAAUGGAUGUUCUUCUAGGAUUAAUUAUUGGUUUUGUGGCGGGUGCUUGGUUGGUAUUUUGUGGGCUUCUCUUCAUGAAGAGAUGGAGGUAUGCUUAUUUCGGGUUAGUCGACAAGCUAUAUGACAGGUCGUAUGUCAUUUCUGUUGUUACUUGGAGAAAAUGGUUAGGGAACACGGGUGUAAAUUAAGCAAGAGCUACAUGGGUUGGCUGCUCUAUACACAAAGAUACCACUGCUCGAAUAAGGGGGCUGAAGAACAUUUUGCUAUGUUGUAUUGUCAUUCAGAAUAUCACAGUACGAAUUACUCUAGACUUUAAAGUAUCUCAGAUUCUCAGUACCACCGGGCUAGUUGUGCAUGCCUUGUGGUCCCGUUGCUGAUAAAAUAAAUGUAUAUAUGCUGCUAUCUCAUAAUCAUUAAUUGUGUAUUAUUUGGAAUUA